GAUUUCUCGAUUUUAACCAUUUAUGCACGCUCAUCUUUUUCGUCAUAAUCUUUUCAUCUGAUUCUUUGAGUUCAUGUAGCAUCUAUGGAUCCAUUUCGAUUCUCGUACUGUCUUCUUUUAGUGGAAAUAUGGUGGUUAUGAGGCUGAAAUUAAGGACAUUAAAUUCUGUGAUUUUCAAGGGUUAACUUGUUUAUGGGAAUAGUUUCUCUCUGCAUCAGCAACUUGUUGAAUUGGUUGAUGCACCAAAACCACACCUUGGAUAAUUUAUUUUGAUAUUUUACAAGUUGGAACAUAGUGAAAGGGCAACAAGAAAUCGGGUUAAUGUAUGAUCACCACUGUGGUUGCAGAUGAUGCUGGGGACAUUUUCAGCUCACCUGGUCAUGGGCCAGUGCCAGCGCCUUGUACCAAGCCAUGAAGGUUGGGGUUACAUUGGGUGUGAUUUUACUUCUCCAAGAAAAAAGUGCAAACUGUUGCUUUCAGUUCCAAGAUGUUCACUGUCAAAUGAAAUCUUUGGGAAGCACCUCAUCCUGCUUUCCCCCAAAGCAAAGGGGAAGUCAGCAGCAUACCCACUUGUUUUGGCUAGCAAACAUGGAAAGAAUGAUCAUGAAAAAAGCAGUUGCAAACCCUACAAUCCUGAUGAAAAACUGAAGUCCACCCUUUAUUCUGCAGAGAAAAAUGUAAGCCCUGAGUAUGUGGAUGCAAAACCUGUUGAUUCAUCUUCCUCUUCAAAGGAAGAAGUCUCAAAGCAUGACCCCUCGUCCCUAUCCUGGGAGGUGGCUAUUAAAAAGCCUGUUCAUCAGCAGGGAAAUCUUCUUGAUAGGCUAAAAGGUGUGCAGUUGCAUGUUUUAGCUUUGGAGCAGUGGAAUGCUUCUCGAUUGAGAAAGUGCCAUAGGGAUUACUUUGCUAGCGCAACAAAUCUAAUACAUUAUGUGGCGUUGCAAUCUCUUGAUGUUCAACAACUCAAAGAAGACCUUUCUUCUGUUGGUCUAUUAAAUCUGGAGACCAUCAAUGCAUAUGUUCUUGCAAGUGUUACCGCAGGCAUUCAGUUGUUGGAAAACCUAUCCAGCAAUCAUGGAAGCACAAGAGAAAACAUUGUGCUGCCUUCAUCUAUGAUUGAUAACUCAAGCGUGAUAAAUCCAAUAUCUCAACAAGAAGGUUUAAGGUAUAAGCAACGUGAAAUAAAGGACGAGCUCAGUUUACAUGAAAUGAAGAGAAGGGCUUCUUUGCAUGCAGAAAAACUGUUGGGUUUGCAUCCAGAUGGCAGGCCUGUUCACAUAAUGGUGACUGUUGGGCAAGAAGCCAUGCAAAACGAGAACCUCAUUAGUGAUUUACUCAAGGCAGGCACUACUGUAAUUAGAAUUAAUUGUGCACACGAUGAUUCUAAUGUCUGGAGAGAGAUAAUUAGAAGAGUGAAAAACUGUUCACAAUUGCUAGAGAAACCUUGCAGAGUAAUAAUGGACUUGGCUGGGCCUAAGCUUCGAACUGGGCCCCUAGAGACUGGUCCGCAUGUAAUGAAAAUAGCGCCAAAGAGAGAUGGUAAAGGAGCAGUGCUUUAUCCAGCACAUGUUUGGCUGUCUUAUCCUGGUGCGAGACCUCCUUCACACUUAUCUCCUGAUGCCGUGCUAUUUGUCGACAAUAAAGAAUGGCUUAGGAACCUCAAUGUGGGUGACAUUUUAAGAUUUACUGACACAAGAGGGAAGGUUAGGACAUUGAAAAUCUCUGAGAAAUUUCCUGUAUUUUCUGAUGUUGGUUGCUUGGCUGAGAUAUCCAAGACUUCCUAUAUUGAAUCAGGUACAGAACUACAUAUUAAGGGGAGAAAAAACAAACUUGGGUGUGGUAGAGUAGUAGAUGUGCCUGCUGUUCAGCAGUUUGUUAGAUUGAGAGUUGGUGACUUACUUCUUAUAUCCAGGGAUUCCUCCUUAAAAUCUAACGAUUAUAAGCGCUCUUCCAUAGGAACUGCGAGAAUAACAUGCUCUUGUGGUCGUCUUUUUGAUUCUGUCGAGCCGGGUGAAGUUAUAAAAUUUGAUGAUGGAAAGAUUCAGGGCAUUAUACGGGGGGUAAGCAUGUCAGAAAUUUGUGUUUCUAUCACUCAUGCUGCUCCAAAGGGCUCAAAGCUUGGUUCUGAGAAAUCUAUUAACAUUCCUGAGAGCAAUAUGCAGUUUGAAGGUCUCACUGUCAAAGACCUGGUGGAUCUGGAAUUUGUUGCUGCUAAUGCAGAUAUGGUUGGUGUGUCAUUCGCCAAUGAUGUCCGAGAUAUUGUUAUGCUUCAACGAGAAUUAGAAAAGAGAAAGCUUGGAAAUUUGGGCAUUGUGCUGAAGAUUGAAACCCAAGGUGGAUUUGAGAAAUUGCCACUUCUUCUAUUGCAAGCAAUGCAGUCACCGAAUCCAUUGGGUGUCAUGAUUGCCCGGGGAGAUCUUGCUGUAGAAUGCGGAUGGGAAAAACUAGCUGAUAUGCAGGAGGAAAUUUUGUCUAUCUGUAAUGCAGCACACAUACCAGCCAUUUGGGCAACACAGGUUCUGGAAACUCUUGUCAAAUCUGGUCUCCCAACUAGAGCUGAGAUUACUGAUGUGGCAGCUGCAAGAAGAGCAAGAUGCAUUAUGCUUAACAAAGGAAGGCACAUUGUAGAUGCUGUUUCGACUUUGGACUCCAUAUUACGUAAUAACUCCCUGGAGAUGAAUGUGAAAGACGCACUAAAGCCAUUGUUGCUCUCUAGCCUUCUUACACAGUAAGCAGCAAUAUUUGUUCUUCUUGCAUGUUAUUUGCCUCAAUGCAGCUUGGUAGGCUAAAAUCAAGAAGCGUGUGGCGUGUAACUACUCUAUCUUGGGGGAGUUUGAGUCGGUUCCAGAGGUUGAUGACCAAAAAGGUGCGCUGAUGGAUAGUGCGGUCCUCAAACUAGCAGAUAUUGCACUCUGGGAAAUAUUUUGUAAUUCUAACAGGGAUAGGAGAAAGGUAAUAUAUCUAUGGGGGCGCAAUUCACUUGAUGUACAUCCCUUUUUCAAUUGUUUUUUGUAUUCCGCGAGUUUCCAUAUAAUUAAUAACAUUAGUGUUGAUAAUGAAUCUAUAUUGGCAGAAUUCACUUGGCGCACAACUUCAUUUGUGGCAUGUAUACAAUAUGUACAUAGCAUUGUG
This is a messenger RNA of Amborella trichopoda, 3129 nucleotides long. Its product is annotated as pyruvate kinase family protein. The record is from RefSeq and is a predicted model, not a curated record. Gene Ontology annotation, molecular function: potassium ion binding; pyruvate kinase activity; magnesium ion binding. NCBI's taxonomy places the organism in Eukaryota, Viridiplantae, Streptophyta, Magnoliopsida, Amborellales, Amborellaceae. Gene Ontology annotation, biological process: glycolytic process.